Molecule: messenger RNA, 941 nt
Organism: Carassius carassius (crucian carp)
Lineage: Eukaryota; Metazoa; Chordata; Actinopteri; Cypriniformes; Cyprinidae
Product: alpha-endosulfine-like
Exons: 3
Coding region: 106-459 (117 amino acids)
Cellular component (GO): cytoplasm
Molecular function (GO): protein phosphatase inhibitor activity
Source: RefSeq, a predicted model, not a curated record
CCAUUUUGAUACUGAACACCGCGGGUGGAACAGAUCGGGCACGAAUAGACAGCAACAUUUUCACUUAAACACGCUGAUUACUUGGUCAGCAAACGCCGAACAGCCAUGUCAUCAGAUAACCAGGACACGGAGACGCAGUCGGAGCAGAUGGACGAGACUCAGGAAUCCCAGGACACAAACUCAAACCCAGUGCGGACAGAGGAGGCCAAAUUGAAAGCAAAGUAUCCCAGCUUGGGCCAAAAGCCAGGUGGCUCCGACUUCCUGAUGAAGAGACUGCAGAAAGGGCAAAAGUAUUUUGACUCAGGAGAUUACAACAUGGCCAAGGCAAAGAUGAAGAACAAACAGUUGCCUGCCGCAGCUGGUCCAGACAAGAACAUUGUCACCGGGGAUCACAUUCCAACCCCACAAGACCUUCCGCAGAGAAAGUCCUCAUUGGUUACAAGUAAACUGGCUGGCUAACGUCAGCCAUAGGUUUUGAAUAAACCCUCUUACCAAACUUCCAAAACCUCCCCAGCCCCACCAGACCAGCUUCAUCAGGACUGGAUAUCAAUUUAUUUUGUUUUGUUUCUUUUAAUUUGGGUGUAGAGUCUUGCUGUCAUUUUAAUUUCUACUCAGUAGGUCUAAGCAUCCCAGCUCUGUUAACCUCUUCAGUGUCCCACAUAGAGUAGGGAUAAACUAAACCCUUGCUACUCCAGGCCCUGGUGGAGCAUGAUGCACUUUACUCCGUGUACCCUGUACAUUAGUGAUAUUAUGAACAAACCCCUGAAGACUUCAUAAAAUGCUUUUUCAAAAGAUGCUUUUAAAAUUUGAACAAUUAUUUAAGAUUGUUUUAAAAGCGAUUGUUUUCUAUAUAGACAAUACUUGACAAGUCAUUGGAACCAGAUUACAUUGGCAGCCCUCUUAUGCUUCAUAAUGACAAAUUAUUGAAUGUUUUUUAUAUA